UUAGCGGAGACGUUUCAGAGUGAGUCAGGAUGAGGGUGAACAUCUACUGCUGCCUCUUAGCCUGUGCUCUGGGCUGUCAUGUCUCUGCAGAUUUAUUUCAUAAAGUAGUUGAAGAAAGACAGGUGGUGAUUCUUCCUUGUCGUCAACCUGUGAAGAAUAAAGUGACGUGGAGCAGAGAGAGAGAUGGAAGGAAAGUUGAUAUUCUAACAGUUGAUGGUGACAGAGACAUAAAACACAUUAAAGAUCCAGGCAAACGAUUCAGUACAUUUGCUGAUAAAUCUCUGGUCAUUGCCAGAGCUGAUGUCUCUGACUCUGGAAAAUAUCUGUGUGAUGAUGAAGAAGCUGUGGAACUGACUGUGAUCCCAUUAGGAACCAGGAUCCACAGUGUUACAGAGAGGACCAGCUUCUCUCUGAAUUGUCCUCAUGAUGUUGGAGGAUCACAUGAUCCAGGAUGGAGGAGAGAAAUGGCUGGAAAAGAAAAACCAAUCAGGUCUGAUGUUUCCACUGAGAGCAGGAGUCUGAUCUUCACUGAGGUUGGUCCUGGUGACUCUGGACUCUACUACUGUGAUGGAAAACCUGCUGGUUAUCUCAACGUGACCACACAGAAGAAACCUGACGGAGGGGGUAAAGGGAAAACUCCACCACCAACACCACCAACUACAACUCCUCCACCGGAAAACUCAGCUCCUUCUGACCUGUGGCCAGUGUGUGUUCGUACUGUGGUCGUAGUGAUCUACUUAAUCACCAUGAUCAGCAUCACUGCUGCCACCUGGAGGAAAGCUGGACAGAUCCAGAACCAGAAGAGACCCUCAGCAGAAAGAGGAACUGAUCCCUGAUCCCCCACUGUUUUACCAGCUAAUAUAUUCUGAUUAAAAUGUUUCCCAUUUUAUUUUACUGGAUAAUCCUUAUUUUGAUUUGAUUUUAUCUUUCUUUUUACUUGUGUUUCUUUUAUGUUCUAAGCUACUGUGACCAAGA
Molecule: messenger RNA, 975 nt
Organism: Mugil cephalus (flathead mullet)
Lineage: Eukaryota; Metazoa; Chordata; Actinopteri; Mugiliformes; Mugilidae
Exons: 6
Coding region: 30-836 (268 amino acids)
Source: RefSeq, a predicted model, not a curated record